GUUGGCCUGAGUAUAAAAAGCCAUCCAGGGACAGUGUACUGACAUUGUCAGAGGAGUUCAAAAUACUCAGGGAAGAUUUUAGAGGAAAUUUCAGAAGGAAACCUAAGUUUGAAGGGAAGAGUAUGGCUUCCAUUUUGCCUGCUUCUAAUAGAUCCAUGAGACCUGACAAGAAUACAUAUGAGAGGUAUACCCAGACACAGGCACAGGCACAGACCAGGAAGCUGAAAAGGAAGCCAAGAAGUGUGUGGAGAUGGAGACACAGUGCUGAGAGAUGCCUCCUCAGCAGAGCAUGUGGGACAAGGCUACUGAAGCAUACAGUUGCUCCCCGGGGAAGGAUACGGAGCCUGCACCCAGCUCGCCAUCCUCUGAGGUCUUUUUCUCACCUAAGCCUUCUAAUGGGAAAACGGUCUGUGUAUGUUAAGAAUCCAUACCUGGAAGGCAUGGAUGAAGACAUUCUCUAUCACUUGGAUUUAGGAACCAAAACACACAACCUACCAGCAAUGUUUGGGGAUGUAAAGUUUGUCUGCGUUGGUGGGAGCCCGAACAGAAUGAAGGCAUUUGCACAGUUUAUGCACAAGGAACUUCGGUUGGAGGGAGAUGGAGAAGACAUUGAAGACAUCUGUGCAGGGACAGACAGAUACUGCAUGUUCAAAACAGGCCCCGUGCUCUCUGUCAGUCACGGGAUGGGCAUCCCCUCCAUUUCUAUUAUGCUCCACGAACUCAUCAAAUUACUCCACCAUGCACGCUGCUGUGAUGUUACCAUCAUCAGAAUUGGAACGUCAGGGGGAAUUGGGAUUGCACCAGGCUCCGUCGUAAUAACAGAUACAGCUGUAGACUCCUUCUUCAAGCCUCGAUUUGAGCAGGUCAUCUUGGAUAACGUGGUCACCCGAAGCACCGAGCUUGACAAAGAACUGGCUAAUGAUCUGUUCAACUGUAGCAGAGAAAUCCCCAAUGUCCCAACCCUCAUUGGACACACGAUGUGUACCUAUGACUUUUAUGAAGGCCAAGGUCGCCUAGAUGGGGCAUUAUGCUCCUUUUCAAGAGAGAAAAAGCUAGACUACUUGAAGAGAGCAUACAGAGCUGGUGUCAGGAACAUUGAAAUGGAAUCGACUGUGUUCGCAGCCAUGUGUGGCCUGUGUGGCCUGAGAGCUGCUGUGGUCUGUGUGACACUUCUUGACAGACUCGAGAGUGACCAAAUCAAUUUGUCCCAUGAUGUCCUGUUGGAGUACCAGCAACGGCCACAGCUUCUAAUCUCAAAUUUCAUCAAAAAACAGCUUGGACUUUGUGACCAGAUGUCAUAACUCGAAAUCCCGCCACUCUCCUGAGAGUUGCUACACGGAGCUGCAACGACGGAGCCAUGUGUUGUUCAUAACAUUUUUAUGUAAUUCCCAUCCUUGGGCUAAAAUCAUAAAAGAUUCUUAUGAAAUCUUUAUCUUAAAGUUCAAUUUAUUGUAAGAGAAUUUAAUACUCAUGCGAAAUUCAAAUCCCAUUUUGGAACGAGUUAACGAAAGCAGUCUAAUAAUUAAUAUUUUAAACUCAUGAAAUGUGACAUUUGGAGUUUCACAUGCAGCAUUCAUUAAGCUUACAUCAAAAUCAGCCAUUUGUAGAUGGUUACCAGUUGCUUGCUGAAGAAGAUCCAGAAGUGUAUGUUAGGAUGGUGUCAGCACUUCUAGGUGUUGGACAAGUGACAAAAAUUGAUCAUGCACAUUCAAAAUAUUUACAAAAAUGUGCCAGUGUAAUAUAGGCUGGUAUGGAAGAAUUAUCCUGGGGGAAAUAUGGCCAUCCCUUUCCUCCUGUCCCUGUACAAUUUCAGUGCACACAGAAUAAAAUUAGAGGCUAUGAAUGUAUGCUCUGCGAGAAUCACAGAACAUCACAGUUUGAGAUCACACUUUUUUUUUUUUCAAAUGAAAACCACUGGUCAUGCAAAGACCUUUAUUCCCUGCCCUCCCCCAGAAAUCAGAAGUGACUCAAUUGCCUUCUCACAAUCUUUUUUAUUUCUAUAAAGAAAUAUGUCAUGAGAAAGCUUUAUUUGUUGUUUCCAUAAGAACUUGAACAAGCUGUAGAAUUGGUUAACAACCAAAUUUAAACUUGAAAUCAAGAUAGUGAUCGAGUCCUUCUGUUUAACUUUGGGGCAGGUCUCAUUCAAGGCCUGCACCUCAGACUCCCCUGGUUGAACUUGCAUGCAGCAGAGGCUCCAGGAGUUGAUCUCACCUUCAAGGUUCUUUUGAACAUUUAAAAAUUGGAGAGUCUGGUUGGGGUAAGAGUGGAGGAGGUCUUGCAAAUAUGUAUAGUAUGUAAUGUUGUGUGUGUAUAUAUUUUUUAUAUGGAUGUGGAAUGAAUAAAAUAUAUCUCUCAUCAUGCUGCAGAA
This is a messenger RNA of Mus caroli (Ryukyu mouse), 2368 nucleotides long. RefSeq names its product uridine phosphorylase 2 (gene Upp2). Gene Ontology annotation, cellular component: cytosol; cytoplasm. NCBI's taxonomy places the organism in Eukaryota, Metazoa, Chordata, Mammalia, Rodentia, Muridae. The record is from RefSeq and is a predicted model, not a curated record. Gene Ontology annotation, molecular function: uridine phosphorylase activity. Gene Ontology annotation, biological process: nucleotide catabolic process; uridine catabolic process.